Messenger RNA from Phascolarctos cinereus (koala), 2323 nucleotides. It is a transcript of the gene FOSL2, whose product is annotated as FOS like 2, AP-1 transcription factor subunit. Gene Ontology annotation, biological process: regulation of transcription by RNA polymerase II. Gene Ontology annotation, molecular function: RNA polymerase II cis-regulatory region sequence-specific DNA binding; DNA-binding transcription factor activity, RNA polymerase II-specific. Gene Ontology annotation, cellular component: nucleus. Lineage: Eukaryota; Metazoa; Chordata; Mammalia; Diprotodontia; Phascolarctidae. The record is from RefSeq and is a predicted model, not a curated record.
UGGGUGGUGUUCGAAGGGAGCCUUCGGACUAGUGGGAAAGGUUUCUUCUUUUUUUCUUUGUUUUUGUUUUUGUUAUUGUUUUUUUCAAAGCAUUUUUUCAGAUUAUUAUAAUUUUGUCAAGUGUCAGAGCCUCUCUGAAACUCGGGCGGCUAUUCGAUCCACAGGAAGUUUAUUCUCAGCUUCUUUUUUUUUUUUUAAAGGAGGAAAUAGCCGCAGAAGUUUCUCAAAGCGAGCUUUCUUAGCUGAAUGUCCACGGCUCCCAUUGACAGGGCUCUCUAGUUCGGUUUCCAGGCUUAUUUUUUCUCUUUACUCCCCCUGCCCCAUUUUUCUUUGCGGACAUCGAUUCCGUUCCCCUUCCCCGAGAAUCCAGGUUCCCCCCGCCCCCACCAGCCCGCUCUCUCUGGUUGAGAGGGGGAGGGCGAGUGGGAGGGCCCGAAGGGAGGGUCGGACUUUGGGGAGAGAGAGAAAGGGCUAGGCGUCCAGCUGGUGCCCGGCAGAAGUUCUGAGCGCGCCACUCCGGGGCUCAACGCAAUCGACUUCAGGCUUCUUGACUCUUCGUCCCCCCCCCGGGGAGCGUUUGGAAGCACUCGGCCUGGGGGAGGGGGGUGGGAAGGGUUUAAAAAUACUGAGACUACCCGGAGAGGAGAUCGUCGGGGGCGAGAGCGCUCCAGCAAGUGCGAGGCGGGGAGGAGGAGGAGGAGGAGGAAGAGGAGGGUGGGGGAAAACAAACACCCUGUUUCCUCUCGGGCUCCCACCGCGGAUCAUGUACCAGGAUUAUCCCGGGAACUUUGACACCUCGUCCCGGGGCAGCAGCGGCUCUCCAGCGCACGCCGAGUCUUAUUCCAGCGGCGGCGGCGGCGGCCAGCAGAAAUUCCGGGUAGAUAUGCCAGGAUCUGGCAGUGCCUUCAUCCCCACAAUCAAUGCCAUUACCACCAGCCAGGAUCUUCAGUGGAUGGUGCAGCCCACAGUCAUCACCUCCAUGUCAAAUCCAUACACCCGCUCCCACCCCUACAGCCCACUGCCCGGCCUCGCCUCGGUCCCAGGGCACAUGACUCUUGCAAGACCUGGGGUGAUCAAAACCAUCGGCACCACCGUGGGCAGGAGAAGGAGAGAUGAGCAGCUAUCUCCCGAAGAAGAAGAGAAAAGAAGAAUUAGGAGAGAGCGGAACAAGCUGGCAGCGGCUAAGUGCCGUAACCGACGCCGGGAGCUGACUGAGAAGCUACAAGCGGAAACAGAAGAGUUGGAGGAGGAAAAGUCAGGGCUGCAGAAGGAGAUAGCUGAGCUGCAGAAGGAAAAGGAGAAGCUAGAGUUUAUGCUGGUGGCACAUGGGCCCGUGUGCAAGAUCAGCCCCGAAGAAUGUCGGACCCCGCCAUCCCACAGCCUGCAGUCCAUGCGCCCCGGCAGCGGGGUAGGUACUGUUGUGGUGAAGCAAGAGCCCUUGGAAGAAGAGAUCCCAUCCUCCUCCUCUUCAGCCCUGGACAAGGCCCAGAGGUCCGUCAUUAAGCCCAUCAACAUUGCUGGGGGCUUUUAUGGGGAGGAGCCCCUCAACACCCCUAUUGUGGUGACCUCCACUCCAGCCAUCACCCCAGGCACCUCCAACCUGGUCUUUACCUACCCAAACGUGCUGGAGCAGGAGUCCCCCGUAUCCCCUUCUGAGUCAUGCUCCAAGGCCCACCGGAGAAGUAGCAGCAGCGGGGACCAGUCUUCAGACUCCUUGAACUCUCCCACUCUCCUGGCUUUGUAACCCAGCUGGGCGCUGUCCUUCCCAGCUCUGGAGGGGAAUGAAGGGAAGCCACCCUCCACCUUCUCCACUGUCUCCUUCCCAGGGACCAGCACACUGGCAGUGAGUGACAGCAGAGAGAGGGACACUACAGGAGAGCUUGGCUCUGGGGAGAAUGAAGUGGACUCUGGCGGUGAGGAGUACGAAGGACCUCAGGGCAGACCAGUGGAUGAAGUGGGGACUCCCUCAUUAAUCCCACAGGCAGUUCCUGUUACCUUCAAAACUUGGGAGAACUCUGUUUUGUGGACUCGUGUAUCUCCCUGAAGCUGAUCUGGACCAUUGCUUUCCCUUUCUUCUGAUACUGUAUUUUGGAGUGAUGGUUUCUUUCCAUGGCUUCCUUUCCCCCAUGGGGGCACAUUUGAUGCCUUCCCUCCCACUCAAACCAUUCCUGUUCAGCUUUAUUCCCCUUAUAUCGAUUUCUCUCCCUUUUUUGUUUCUCACCCUUCCGGGACAUUUCACGAGGGUGGUCUGAGCACUUAAGACUCCCAUAAGAAUCUUUAUUUGUUUCUGGAGGUAGGGCUGUGAGUAAAUGAUUUUCCUUGA